Messenger RNA from Lampris incognitus (smalleye Pacific opah), 5746 nucleotides. RefSeq names its product ATPase secretory pathway Ca2+ transporting 1 (gene atp2c1). Bases 16 to 2781 code for a protein of 921 amino acids. Gene Ontology annotation, biological process: calcium ion transmembrane transport; manganese ion transport; intracellular calcium ion homeostasis. The record is from RefSeq and is a predicted model, not a curated record. Gene Ontology annotation, cellular component: plasma membrane; Golgi membrane; endoplasmic reticulum. NCBI's taxonomy places the organism in Eukaryota, Metazoa, Chordata, Actinopteri, Lampriformes, Lampridae. The transcript is spliced from 27 exons. Gene Ontology annotation, molecular function: ATP binding; ATP hydrolysis activity; P-type calcium transporter activity.
GCGACUUGGCGGAAGAUGCUGAUGAACCGGGAGCACCUGCUUUCCAAGAGACCCCCCUCCAGUGAAGAUGAGACCAUGGUCCCAGUACUAGCCUCCAAGAAAGCCAGUGAAUUACCCGUCAACGAAGUAGCAUGUAUCCUGCAGGCUGACCUGCAGAUGGGCCUGACUCAUGAAGAGGUGAGCCGCAGGAGGGCCUAUCAUGGUUGGAAUGAGUUUGACAUCAGUGAGGAGGAGCCCCUGUGGAAGAAGUACAUUUCCCAGUUUAAGGAUCCUCUCAUACUGUUGCUGUUGGCAUCUGCAGUCAUCAGUGUUGUGAUGCACCAGUUUGAUGAUGCCAUCAGCAUCACUGUGGCCAUUAUAAUUGUAGUAACAGUUGCCUUUGUCCAGGAGUACCGUUCAGAAAAGUCUUUAGAAGAGCUGGGAAAACUGGUCCCUCCGGAAUGUCAUUGUAUCAGAGAGGGGAACUUGGAGCACCUGUUGGCCAGGGAGCUGGUUCCUGGAGACACUGUUUGUCUGUCUGUAGGAGAGAGAGUCCCAGCAGACCUCCGCCUAUUUGAGGCUACUGACCUUUCUGUGGAUGAAUCCAGCCUGACGGGGGAGACCACCCCCUGCUCCAAAUGCACCUCCCACCAGUCCGGUGCAGCCAAUGGGGAUCUGGCCUCUCGCAGUAACCUGGCCUACAUGGGUACCCUGGUUCGGUGUGGCAAGGCAAAGGGCAUCGUCAUAGGAACUGGAGAGAACUCCGAGUUUGGGGAGGUGUUCAAGAUGAUGCAAGCAGAGGAGGCACCUAAAACUCCGCUGCAGAAGAGCAUGGACCUGCUGGGGAAACAGCUCUCGCUCUACUCUUUUGGCAUCAUAGGGGUGAUCAUGCUGGUAGGCUGGCUCCAGGGAAAGAGGAUACUGGACAUGUUAACGAUUGGGGUCAGCCUGGCGGUGGCUGCCAUCCCUGAGGGCCUGCCCAUCGUGGUGACAGUUACUUUGGCAUUGGGUGUAAUGCGCAUGGUGAAGAAGAGAGCCAUCGUCAAGAAGCUUCCCAUUGUGGAGACUCUCAGCUGUUGCAACGUGAUCUGUUCAGACAAGACAGGAACUCUUACCAAGAAUGAGAUGACUGUCACUCACCUGUUUACAUCAGAUGGACUACAUGCUGAGGUAACGGGGGUGGGCUAUAAUGGAGCAGGAGAGGUGCUACUGGAUGGAGAGGUGGUGCAUGGCUUCUCCUGUCCCUCCAUCAGUAAGAUAGUGGAGGUUGGGUGUGUGUGUAACGACUCUGUUAUCAGGAAUCACAAUCUGCUGGGACGUCCCACUGAGGGAGCACUCAUCGCCCUAGCCAUGAAGAUGGGUUUGGAGGGCCUGCAGCAGGAAUAUGUACGCCGCGAUGAGCAUCCCUUCACCUCGGAGCAGAAGUGGAUGGCCGUCUACUGUGUUCACCGCACCCAGCAGGAUAAGCCUGGAGUGUAUUUUAUGAAGGGAGCAUUCGAGCAGGUCAUUCGUUUCUGCACUUCUUACAACAGCCGAGGGACCGCGCUUCCCCUCAGCAGCCAGCAGCUGGAGCUAUACCAGCAGCAGAAGAGCUACAUGGGCACUGCAGGCCUCAGAGUGCUGGCAUUUGCAUCUGGUGCUGAGACAGGCAGCCUAACAUUCCUUGGUCUGGUGGGCAUCAUUGACCCACCCAGGUCAGGGGUGAAGGAGGCUGUGGGAACACUCAUCAGUUCAGGGGUCGCCAUUAAGAUGAUCACCGGAGACUCCCAGGAGACCGCUGUCUCGAUAGCCAGUCGUCUGGGUCUGUACACUAAGGGCUCUCGGUCUCUGUCAGGAGAUGAAGUUGACCAGCUAGACCUCCAACAGCUCUCCCAUAUAGUACCCAGGAUAGUUGUGUUUUAUCGAGCCUCUCCCAGACACAAACUCAAAAUUGUCAAGUCUCUUCAGAACCUUGGUGCAGUGGUUGCGAUGACAGGGGACGGGGUGAAUGAUGCUGUGGCACUGAAAGCGGCAGACAUCGGCGUGGCCAUGGGUCAAACCGGAACAGAUGUCUGCAAGGAGGCAGCAGACAUGAUCCUGGUAGAUGAUGACUUCCAAACCAUCAUGUCGGCCAUUGAAGAAGGAAAGGGGAUUUACAACAACAUCAAAAACUUUGUGCGCUUCCAACUGAGCACGAGUAUUGCAGCGCUCACACUCAUCUCCUUGGCAACGCUGAUGAACUUCCCCAACCCUCUGAAUGCCAUGCAGAUCCUGUGGAUCAACAUCAUCAUGGACGGCCCACCUGCCCAGAGCUUGGGAGUGGAGCCUGUGGACAGAGACGUGAUCCGAAAACCUCCGCGGAACGUGAGGGACAGCAUCAUCACCCGCAGCCUGAUCAUCAAAGUGCUGGUGUCAGCGCUCAUCAUCGUCUGUGGCACGCUCUUCGUCUUCUGGAGGGAGCUGCGGGACAAUGUGAUCACACCACGUGACACCACUAUGACUUUCACUUGCUUCGUCUUCUUCGAUAUGUUCAACGCGCUCAGCUCUCGCUCUCAGACCCGGAUGGUGCAUGAGAUGGGCCUGUGUAGCAACAGGAUGUUCUGUUAUGCUGUGCUGGGCUCCAUCAUGGGACAGCUGCUGGUCAUCUACUUCCCUCCACUGCAGAGUAUCUUCCAGACAGAGAGCCUCAGCCUCCUGGACCUGCUCUUUCUGUUGGCCCUGACCUCCUCGGUCUGUGUGGUGUCUGAGGUCAUCAAGAAGGUGGAGAGGUUGAGCCGAUUGGAGCGGACACCCUGGGCCACUGACUCCUUCCAUGAGGUAUGACCCACGCUUCCCUUCCCUCCACAACAAUGAACAUCUGGUUUGGAGGACGGAUUGGUAGUGUUGGAGGAUGAUGGCGGUGCAAGCAGGAUGUUUUUAAGCCAGGAGGGGGGGUCAAAAGAGACUGGCUGAGGACCCUUGACAACCCCUCAAACCCCACUACCAGGCCCAAGAGAUGCUCUGGUCUGAGACCUGAUAAACCCUCCUGGUCUCAGGGGCGAGGGGAGAACCUUCCUAUGAAAGACACUGGAACUGGCGCUUGAUUGGCUUGACUGAUCUGAGAGGACAUUGAGAGGGGCUGCUGGAGGAUUGACCCUGCACCCGUACUUGAAGCUGUGGAAGAUAGCACCUGGAGAGCUUAAUCUUCUCACAUCCUUUCUAAACUUGUGCACUCUGUUUGCCUCCAGUGGCCUGGCCUAAUCGUGGGUACCGAACCAUAGCUUUACUUUGACGCGACAGCAGCCCGAGCAGCUGUUAAGUGUCUUUAGUUCUUUCCCUGCAGUCACUUACAGUACGUAGACUAACCUUCUAAACCAAUCGAGGCUUGAGAUGUGUGCAAUUCUUUCCAUACUUUUUUUUUCAGCGUUCUGUUUUGGUAUAUAAUUUAGAAGAUUUUGAACACUACUGGGCUUUUUGUGGUUUAACACGGUAAAUGGACUUCUAAAGUCUGGGACAUGGUUUUAUGUUUUCUGCUGGGGGGUGUGAAGUGUAUGGAUGGAGGAGGAUCAUCCAUGUAUAUAUGUUCUGGUUACUGUUAAGCACACUGCUCUACACAUUAAAAGGAACCAAGGUGUUUGCUGUACAUAAAUAUUGAGGGGGAAAAAUCACAAUCACAGUGCAGUUUUGCACUCCAGGCAGUUCUGACUUCAUCAGGCUUUUCUGAACUGCUGCUGGGAGAGACAAGCACAGCGACGUGGAGAUGCCUCCAGCCAGCCAAAUGCUGAAAACACAAUGCCAUGGCCAGUAAGUGAGUCAACUCUCCUCACAGUCCAUCCACAUACUUUCACAUCAAUUUCUUUAGAAACCACAGCCGUCUGUACUCCACACACAGCGGGAAACUCUCAGUAUCUCUCUUUCUCAUUGUCUCUUCCUCUCUCAUUUUGUGCCUUAAGAGAGUACAUUUUUCUUAAAAUCGCAGAACUGGAAGAAAGUCAUGAAUUUCAGGGGUACUCGGUAGUUUGAGGGGUUUAGCACUUGGGUUCAAAAUGUUAGUACAAGGAGAUUAUUUUGGACUCGUAUAUGAAUUCCGCCGAUUGUUUCCUUCUCUGAAUCGGAUAAUAUUGUUCACUUUCUACAACUAUGAAUCCCAUAAUUCCCCUUGCCCCACAGCCUCUCAGAUCUACCAUAUUCCAGCACUGAUGCCCUGUGGGAGGUGUAGGCAGGGUCGUGGUUCAGGUAGCAGGAGAUCUUAGUGCUGUUGAGUGACUGGUACAGAGUGAAGCACAGUGAUGCUGCUUUACCAGAUCACUCCAGCUGAGAUGGAGAGAACAGGGACUGGAUCUUACUCCUGCCUGUCCAGCAUCUAUGAGGUCCCUGUUCCACUUCUUCCUGUUAGGCUCUCUUCCUCCCACACUCUUCCUCUUGCUCCUCAUCCAAAACGCCUCUGGGACAUGGUGAACAUGAAGAGCUUGGUGGAAAUAUGUACUCUGCACUGUUAUAUGAGUGCAAAGAGGUCUGUGUGUCCGUGUGACAGACACGUGAGUGGUUGUAGAACUUGAGUUUACUGUCAGUUUUUGUGUCGGGGCCAGAUGUGAGCCGUGUUAGAUCUGUGUUUAUGUCUCACAAAGCAGGAAUGGCGAGGUACAAACCUGACCAGCCACCUUACACACUGCUGUGUGUUGGGUAAGUUUGUCAGUCCCAGCAGUAAAGGCCGACCCCCGAUGUCUGCUGAUGAAAUACUGACGGUGGCUGUUCAUUUAUUCUUGACGUCAGUGUUGAUUGCUAACCAGUCAUCAUGUUGAGGUCCCGUUCUUUUCAAACAUCUUGUUGGCGGCUAAAAUAGGGACCGCUGCUACACUAGUUGACGCUGUUGUCUGUUGUGAAUGGUAAGGAGUCCUCAUGUACAGGUCCUGUGCUACUAUAGCUCACUGAUGAGGAUUAUGAAGUCCACAUAUGUGAGAGAAAGGAUUUAAUUUUUCACUUUAAAGUCAACUACUGACUGUAUGGACCCAGAACAGUUUACAGGACUAGAUGCACACUUUAAACCCAGCAAGUCCGUCGUAUGAGCUGAUGAUGAAAAGGUUUGCCAUCCUGAAGUCCACACCCAUUCCUUUUUGUGGUUUUCUUUUGUGUUUCACAGAACAACUUAGAGUCUGCACCGCUUUGUGAAAUACUCGUAUCGAUAGAGCACUAAAGCUCCUCAUCUUUCUACUGUAGAAGCUGAGAAAACUGUCGUGUGCCCAUCACCGUUCAUCCGUGUACUGGCUCAGUCCACACCAGGCCCACACCAGGCCCACGCCAGGCCCACACCAGUUCCACGCCAGGCCCACACCACUUCACACCAGGCCCACACUAGUCCACACCAGGCCCACGCCAGUCCACACCAGGCCCACGCCAAUCCACGCCAGGCCCGCACCAGGUCCAUACCAGUCCACACCAGGCCCACACCAGCCCACACCAGGCCCACACCAGUCCACACCAGGCCCACAUCAGUCCACACUGGGCCCAAGUGUCACUGUGCUGUAAACCCACAAACGCAAGCUUGUGUUGUGAGGUCUGUUGUCCUGGUAGAGCAGACACGGAGCCAGGGCAAUGACCCCGAGCCGUCACCCCGACAUCUAGCCCACCUCCACUUGUCCCCUGUGUCUCGUGCCACAGCUCAACAGCCAGUCACACAAUGACUCACUGUUUUCUGUCUGUCGAGAUAAUUUAUGAUCCUCUGUUCGAGUGUGUGUGAGUCACUGAAUGUGUGUGCUUGUACUGUUACUGGAUGAGAAUAAAAUGUAUAUUAAAAAUUUUAUAAAUCUUU